AUGUCUAGAAGGAGAGACUUUGUUCAUCCAGACAUUACCACCGAGACCAUGGGGUUUUUGGGUCCAAACAUUGUAACUUCCUGGUCCCGCCAGCGCCGUAUUGUCGCCCCGGCUCUGAACGAACGCAUUAGCCCAGAAGUGUGGAGAGUGAGCGUAGAACAAGCAUCUUCCAUGGCAGACCUCUUACCCUCAGUCUCCCCACCUGAUGCUGCCAAAGGGCCCGCCCAGAUAGUUCUUGGUCUUCGCACGAUCGCGAUGAACGUCCUCGGUCGUAUUGCGUAUGGGCAUGACAAGCCAUUCGCUUUAUCCCAGCCGGCGACCAAACCAUCCGCAGACAUCUCAUACGUUGAUGCUAUUUCUUUAGUCACCGACAAGCUCAUCUACGCUGCAUUUCUUCCUGCCAGCUUUCUGGGCUUGCCCUUCAUGCCGCAGGUAUCACAGCGAUUAGGUACAGCACUGAAGCGAUUGCCAGGGUUAACACAACACAUGCUCAAUCAGGAGCGCCAGAACAGUGUUUCUACAUCGCCGCAUGCUACGCAGACGACCGAGAGUCCAAAUAACAGUCGAGGCACCAUCAUGGAAGAACUUGUCCGCCUCUCAGACCAGGAGAAGAUACGGACAGACGCGUCAACGCCAGAGUCGGUGGACAAGGUUACCAAGAAGUUUCUCACCGAGGAAGAAAUCGCAGGAAACCUCUUCAUCUUCACCGCUGCUGGCUUUGACACAACCGCAAACACAAUGUCCUACGCCGUCGCGCUGCUCGCAGUGUAUCCGGAGUGGCAAGCCUGGAUUCAGACCGAGAUCGAUACUGUGCUUGGAGAACCUGACAUGUCGCCAAUAGACUAUGCAAGUGCAUUCCCGAAACUUGUUCGCUGUUUAGCUGUUAUGCUCGAGACCCUGCGCCUCUACCCGCCCGUAACUCUCCUCAUGCGAUCCAUAACCACGAGUCAGAACCUUGCCUUCGCAGACACGUCGUUUCAGAUCGCGGCUCCAUCCACCAUCUACGUCAACACAACGGCAUUGCAUACUUCACGCUCAACAUGGGGUUCUGAUGCCCUGUCCUUCAACCCCGCACGCUGGCUACAACCCGACACACCAGAGCCCACGCUCAUCACACCUGCGCAAGGAACCUUUAUGCCGUGGUCUGUCGGUCCGCGUAAACACGCACGCCGAGAUCGUGAACGCCUGGGUCGCGAUGAGGGUGGCUUUUCCUUUCUUGGUGCGAAGAUUCGGUCGCGUCAACACACCGACCACAUCGUCAACCAACGCAACAUAUGCCGUAAGAUUGAGAAUACGAUCGGCAAGAAGAACGACUUGUUGCAACAUGGGUGUAUCGAAGGAUACGAAGAAGCGGACGAGCCAACUACCAAGUAUCCACGUCAGGGCGACCAGAAAUUCCGAACGCCUUUGUCUUGUACCCACUGGACGUUCCCCAAUCAAUUGGUCGGCGCCAUAGCUGCCAAGUAUGUCUACUAA
Alternaria conjuncta is the source of this 1476-nucleotide messenger RNA. RefSeq lists its product as uncharacterized. NCBI's taxonomy places the organism in Eukaryota, Fungi, Ascomycota, Dothideomycetes, Pleosporales, Pleosporaceae. Bases 1 to 1476 code for a protein of 491 amino acids. The record is from RefSeq and is a predicted model, not a curated record. Gene Ontology annotation, molecular function: iron ion binding; heme binding; monooxygenase activity. The transcript is spliced from 4 exons.